GAAAUGCACCUUCGAUUCCCCUCCAAGAAGUUAGUUAUAUAUGGCCACUCCAAAGGGGGCUGUGAUAUUGCACUGGCGCUGAUCAAGUACCCCGAGCUGCAAGAGCAUAUGUACGGAGUCAUCACUAUGCAAGCCCCCUACAAUGGUUCCUAUAUGAUUGAUUGGGUGGUGAAUAAUCCUGUGGACAAGGCUGCUACCAAAGUAGUCGAGACAUUGUUUGCGGGUGAGAAAGCGGCAUACGAAGAUCUGGCGUACCCCUCGAGGAAGGCGAUCAGAGAACAAUACGAAUUCGACGGCAGGAAGAUCCCCACAGUGAACAUGUGCACGUACGGGGGGUUUGAACUAAAGAAGGAGAACCUGGAUACAAUCAAUGAACUAGCCGGGUUGGGAUCAAUGAGGUUCUGCCACGAUGUUAUUAUGAAAGCAGUAGGCACAAAGAACGAUGGAAUGGUAGCACCCGCAGACGGGCGAAUGCCGGGGGCCAGUCUGGUGUAUCUGGAGAAUAUGUACCACACUGAACCAGCCAUGCAGAUGCCGGGUACGGAGUACAAGAACGGAGCCUUAUCACAGGCACUCCUUGCCUGUCUUUUAGAGAAGAUAUCUCGAGAAGGCACAAACACCACAUAAAUGCGCUUGAUGUGAACAUAAUGCUUGUUAUGAACGUAAUUGUGCAUGCUAAUACAGGCUCAACAGAAGUAGUGUAUACACACUUGUGCCGUUCAAGAUGAUUAGGAUUAGAUUAGCCCGACGCUGGAAUAAAUAUCCAUACAUGGAAACCA
Molecule: messenger RNA, 779 nt
Organism: Sphaeroforma arctica JP610
Lineage: Eukaryota; Ichthyosporea; Ichthyophonida
Exons: 6
Coding region: 4-627 (207 amino acids)
Source: RefSeq, a predicted model, not a curated record